Moneuplotes crassus is the source of this 1229-nucleotide messenger RNA. The record is from the annotation of a GenBank genome assembly. NCBI's taxonomy places the organism in Eukaryota, Ciliophora, Spirotrichea, Euplotida, Euplotidae.
CCUGAAAUCAGGGGAUUUUGCCAGUCCUUCGAUCAAAUUCUUGAAUUCUUGAGGAUUAUGUCCCCAAUCACUAUGCAUUCUAUUCCCAGUAUAAAACAAGUCAAGCUCCUCGAUCUGACUAUUCUUUAAAGAUCUUUUAAAAUGAGGAACAUCUGGAAUCGAAAGUUCUCAAUACAGAAGUCCUAGUACUCUAACAUGCUUGAAAGAGGUGACCAAUCUUAAUAAUUGUCUCUUAUCCAGCUUAUAGUAUCUGAAUUCAGCUUUCUUCAAAACUCAGUGGCUGCUUUUAAAAAUAGAAGUAAGAUUUAAUCUUCAUUUUAGUCUUGAUAAAUUUAUGAAUCUAAUCUGUCAGAAAUUCGCUCUAUUUGCAAGCGAAGUAUUCACACAUUUUUGAACUAAUUUAUUUCUCUUUGCAGGCACAAAUAAUGCUAUAUUAUUAGCAUCUCAUAUCUUGAUUCCAUCAAGCCUUGAUACAAAGUCAAUAUAACGAGGGUUGCGAAAAAAUAAACCGAGCUCUCUAUUCUUAGGUCUUGUUUGGUUUCUGGACCCAAGUAUAUCAAAACCAAAUUCCUUUGAAAAAAUAUGAUAAUAAUUAGCUUUAGCAAGUACGCGUUCUAUCUUGCCAGAUCUUUCAAGAGUUGCCUUCUCUAGACUAUACCAUUCAUUAUAUUUCAAAGGAAAGAUGAUAAACUUCAAAGAGGCUGCCAAUGAAAGUAAGGAUUGCUAAAACUUUGACUGAACAUCUACAGCCGUUAAGUAUGACAGCAAGCAUUCUGGGCGCAUAUUUUCAGAACAAGAAGUUUGAAACUGUGUUCUACAUCCUGAAGAACUUCAUGAAAUGCUUUCAUACUAAUUUAUACAUAGGCAAUAAAGAAUAUAAUGAGAAAGAACUCAUCAGGCCUAGAAUGAACUAACAAGCCUUAUAAUGAUGCAAUGUAAAUGAUCUGAAAAUGGAUGAUCCCUAAAGAUGUGCAUACAAUAAGUCUCUGCUUUCUCUGAGAAGCCAAACUCAAAGGUAUAGGUAUAAAUAACUUCUGGUAGUCUUUUCCAAUGGUUUGCUGGAUAAGAGGAUUCAUAGAGAUAAUCAUUGCAAGGUAUCUCGACCAUAAAUCAAAUAGAUUAAGGAGUAAAGGCAAAUUUCAUAUUUUAACCCUGGUUUACCAUGCAAUCUUGUGGGUCUCGUCUUGAUCAGCUGGGAGCACUUUCUCCAUUUUGUGAUGUUAUAAGUA